UAUGGAGACGGAGACAUGGAGAGCGAAAUUGAUGUGUUCCGUGAACAAUUUUUUCCGUGGAAUUUGAACGAGGAAACGGUAUAUAGUUGCGAAAUUACCCGAAGACCUGGAGCUGUAUUUGACGAACUUGCUUGCUACUUACCAUUACGAGAAGAAGUGUUCGGAUUCUACAAAAAAAUAGAACUCGAAUUUACUAAAACUGCAACAGAAGUCGUCGAAGUGACUAGCACCAGGCAGGCAGAGACAGACCCUGAAACUGGGUGGUCAACUAUCUAUUUUCACAGAAUUGUAGAUUCAACUCACAAGGGCAUUCGCCUACACACUGAAGCUGGAACUCGAUGCGCAUAAACUCUCAGAUACGGCUUUACCUGCAGAACUAUAUGCUAACGUUGUCUCUCAAUCUUUAAAUUUGGUGGUUGGAAGUGUUAUGUUAAAUGAACGUCUCGUUGAAGCACCAUUAGGCAACAUGCGAUCCUUCGACGAGCGGUAUUACAUGGACUUGCAAUCUGAAAUCCCGACAAUUAGAUUGGAAAACGGGAGUAUAGUUGUGAACAAACUGGGGCUAGGUGAAAUACUCCAGAUGCAACUGGACGCCAACGGAUCUCUCACUGUUCUAAGGAAGCAGUCGUCCCCUCUGAGUCGGCAGCGCAGGACUCUAAAAGGCCUCGCAGUCGGCACUAGUAUGUGGGUUAGUAUUCCGGGAGGAGAGAGUGUCAUUUUCUCAAAUGAUGGUCGACUGGUGGUGACAAAUGGCAAAACUGGAACAGGAAACGUGACUUAUAAGAGCCGAAAAGCUGCGCUGGGGUCAUGUGGCAGUUCAGAUGGCUAG
Symsagittifera roscoffensis is the source of this 829-nucleotide messenger RNA. RefSeq lists its product as uncharacterized. The coding region runs from base 428 to 829 and encodes 133 amino acids. Lineage: Eukaryota; Metazoa; Xenacoelomorpha; Acoela; Convolutidae. The transcript has 4 exons. The record is from RefSeq and is a predicted model, not a curated record.